Molecule: messenger RNA, 1067 nt
Organism: Amphimedon queenslandica
Lineage: Eukaryota; Metazoa; Porifera; Demospongiae; Haplosclerida; Niphatidae
Product: crossover junction endonuclease EME1-like
Exons: 8
Coding region: 244-939 (231 amino acids)
Biological process (GO): replication fork processing; resolution of meiotic recombination intermediates; mitotic intra-S DNA damage checkpoint signaling
Cellular component (GO): Holliday junction resolvase complex; nucleus
Molecular function (GO): crossover junction DNA endonuclease activity
Source: RefSeq, a predicted model, not a curated record
AUAAAAAUUGAGAAUUCUCUGCUUUUCAUUUUUGGCGAAAUACCAUGGAUCAUGGUUUUCUACAAAGCUCUAAUGAGCAAGCUAAAUCUGAGCUGGCAAGAACCUGAGCAGUAUACCAAAAUUUUGAGGAUAGCAAUAAUUCAUUUUUAGGUCAUCGAGAAUGUUCAGGAAAUUGAUGAAGAUUUCUUGUGUAUAAUAGAGUCAGGGACUCAUUUUCUAAAGCUUGUUGCAUCCUCAAAAUUAAUGGAUCAAACCAGUCAAUCUGAUGAUGAAACUUUAUUGCAGUUUAUGCAAAGGUUUGCUCAAGGACGUGAUCCAAAGAAUGUUGUCAUCCUUGUCAACAGUAUUGAUGCAGCACUGAGAGCCCAAAAGACGCAAAGGGAUAGAAUUUUUAGAGCAGCUGUCCGUAAAAAUAAAGCUGUCCAUUUAAAUUCAGGAGAAGUACUAUCAUACUUUGAUUGUGAGAAUGUUAUGGUAGGACUACAACUUGAAACAGGGUGUAGUGUAAGGUUAUGUAAUUCUCCUGAACUGGUUGCUGAUAUCAUUAUCACUUAUACAAAGGCACUAGCUGACAGACCAUUCAAGAAGGAGGAUUCUUUUUCAUUUCAUGGAGAUUUAGGACCCGGGGCAACAAGAAAAGCUUUGAAGGAAGCAGGCGAUAAGACUGGACUGAUUUGGCAGCAUCAGUUAUUACAGUAUCCUGGAGUAUCAACUCCAGUUGCUUCGGCAAUCAUUACCAAGUACCCUUCACCAUCACAUCUCUUAAAGGCUUAUGGUAACUGUAGUUCACAAAAAGAGGCUGAAUCACUUUUAGAGGACAUACAGGUCAGACGAGGUGCAGGAGUGAUUGCUAGCACUAGAAGAGUUGGAGCUUCCAUUUCAAAGAGGAUUCAUUUUUCAAUGACGUGCAAGCAAGCUUCUGAGUUACUAUCAAACUGAUGAUUUCAAGCAAUAAUUUAGAGGAAUCUAUUCAGUUAAACGUUCUCGUUUUCUUGGUCCAUCUUCAUUUCACUUGUUUUAUUGUCAUCUUUUUCCUCCCUGUGUCUUCUCCAUUCUCUUUGUAUCAC